AUGUCUGGCAAGCUCGACCAAGCUCUCGACGAUAUCACCCAGGCUCAGCGCCGAAGUGCUCGUCGUCGAUCUACCCAGCGCCGCUCUACCGGACGCCCUGUUGCCGCCGCACCUAUCGGCGGCAUCCAGAAGAGCACCAAGCCUGCUCGUGGCGCCGGCGCAAAGAAUGUCCCGGCCAAGGCCGCCCCUACCAACAGUGAUAGCAAGAUCAUUGUGAGCAAUCUGCCCAAGGACGUCUCGGAGCAGCAGAUUAAGGAAUACUUCAUCCAAUCCGUUGGUCCUAUCAAGCGAGUUGAGCUCUCCUACGGCCCCAACUCACAAAGCCGUGGUAUCGCAAACGUGACCUUCCACAAGUCGGAUGGCGCUAGCAAGGCCUUCCAAAAGCUGAAUGGCCUCCUCGUCGACAACCGACCGAUCAAGAUUGAGAUCGUUGUUGGAGCCGCCCAGGCUGACAAGGUCAUCCCCACCGCCAAGUCUCUCGCCGAGCGCACCAGUCAACCCAAGGCCCAGCCCAAGUCUGCUGCUGCAAAGAAGCACAAUGCCGGUGCCGCCAAGGAUGGUGAUGCCAAGGGAGCUGCUGGUAACAAGAAGCGCCGUGGCCGCAACAGCCGUCCUGCGAAGAAGACUCAAGAGGAACUCGACUCUGAGAUGGCUGACUACUUUGUUGCUCCUGCUGCCACUGAGGCUAGCGGUAGCACUGCUGCUCCCGCUCCCGCGCCAGCCGCCACCGGUGACGCUGACAUGGAUGAGAUCGCUUAA
Molecule: messenger RNA, 759 nt
Organism: Fusarium sp. VM40
Lineage: Eukaryota; Fungi; Ascomycota; Sordariomycetes; Hypocreales; Nectriaceae
Source: the annotation of a GenBank genome assembly